This is a messenger RNA of Aureobasidium musti, 1038 nucleotides long. The record is from the annotation of a GenBank genome assembly. NCBI's taxonomy places the organism in Eukaryota, Fungi, Ascomycota, Dothideomycetes, Dothideales, Saccotheciaceae.
AUGAACAAGACACUGCACUGGCAGCAGCGUAUCGCCCUUGUCCGCCACAACCUGCACGCUGCACACCGUUCUGGCGACUUCACCUUCUUCAAGACCUUGCAGGCUCAAGCUCUUUUCGACAAUACCAAUCACGUUGCUACAUUGUCAGCCACUCUUGGUGAUGAAGCCGACAGUAUGCUGUCCGGUCUCGAUGAUCUGAAUGCCUCGAUUGCUCAUGUACACGAGGACGCUCUCAAGAACGUUUACAACAGUCUUAGAACUUAUCUUUUCGAGUCUGGUGUCAGCAAUGGCGGAUGUGAUGAGAAGAGCAAGGUCUUUGUCGAUGUUCAGAUGCAGAAGCAGAUGGCAGAUCAUGCGAUUGACAAAGCCACUUCUUCUGCCAUUGCUCUUAUCCAGCAGCAGCCUGCGAGUGUCCAAGAUACUGCUGCCGCUGUUUGGAUUACCGGCACCACCAUCAUCGCCGACAGCGUCGAGAUUGUUUUGAAACAUCUCUUAGCGCUUGAAGAGAACAUGCAUGACUUUAUACGCCUCAAAGAAAGCUGGAAUGAAGUCAAGACAAGCGUUGGGCACAGCGUGUCAGCCUUGAAGGGAGUCUUCAGCCUCAUGAGCGGUGAGCCCGAGCCCGAUACUGUCGGUGCCUCAUCCCGCUCAUCCAGCUUUUCUGGAACCAUGUUCCGCCGCUUCUCAAGUGCCUUCAGCUCCGCACCUGCCAGUCGCUCCUCUACUGCAUCGGCAGCGUCGCUUCCUGGCAGUCGCUCUGGCUCUUUCUCGACCCAGAACCAUCAUAUCAGGUCUUCGUCAUUCCACGCCCCUGACUAUACUGGACGCAACAGCUUCCGCAACAGUGUUUCUUCGGCUUGUCCUAUGUCUUUGCCUAGCAAUCAGGGGUGGAAGCAUACUAAUCUUGAUACUAUUCCGCCAACCCCUGCGGCUGGGGAUAUUGGUGACCAGGAGGUUAAUCCGUUUGAUACGUCUGUGCCGCCCAUGCCGGAGAUUCCUAGUUUGAUGGAUCUUAGAUCCGAGCAGGCUGUGAUGUGA